GAUGGAACGAGGGGACGGGGGGGAGAUGCGGCGGAGCCUCGCUGUGAGCUGUGGGGGGAUGAAAAGUCAAAAUGCGCUCAGAGCAGACAGGGCGGCGGACAGAGCAGACACCGGCCGGUCUGGGGGCAUACACACGGAGGCAGAGCUGCGGGGAGGACGGCUCUUCUAGCUCUCGGCCGCACCGAGGCUUUUGCUGAAAAGUUUGGGCAGCUGCGGAGUCCCUGAAGGCACCAUGGUCGUGUCGGUGCGGAGCUGGGUCGCCAACGAAGGAGGGAAGCACUUGGUCCUGAUGCUGUGGCUGGGAGCAAACACCUGGCUGUUCAUGAACACCUUCCUGCUGUACUCCACCGGCCAGCAGUACCACUACCUCUACAAGAUGCUCGGGCUAGGGUUGUGCAUCAGCAGGGCGUCUGCAUCUGUGCUGAACCUGAACUGCAGCUUGGUGCUGUUGCCCAUGUGUCGCUCCCUACUCACCUUUGUACGAGGAACUCACGCGGUAUCAACCAGAAAGACACGCAGACUGCUGGACAAGAGCAAGACCUUUCAUGUGGCAUGUGGCGUUGCCAUCUGUGUCUUCUCCGUUGUGCACGUUUCAGCCCACCUGGUGAAUGUCGUCAACUUCAGUGCGAGCUACUCGGAUGACUUUCCUGCUCUCAAUUUGGCUCGUUACAGAGGAGAGGACCCCAAGAUGAUCAUUUUCACCACAAUCCCAGGAAUCACCGGUGUGCUGCUGGUUCUCAUCCUCUUCCUGAUGUUCACCUCCUCCUCCUACUGCGUACGGGUAUCUAACUAUGAGAUCUUCUGGUACACACACAACCUCUUCAUCAUUUUCUACAUCAUCCUGAUGGUGCACAUGGUCGGUGGCGCUCUGAAGUAUCAGACCAACAUUGAAGCCCACCCGCCCGGCUGUCUCCGAACCAAUCAGAGCAGCACAGAGCAGCAGGGCGAAGAGCUGGAGCAAAGUGAAGAUGAGGAGGGCAGAUGCAGAGAGGAUGCUUACUUCCAGCCGCAUUACCCCCAGACGUGGCUUUGGGUGUCCGGUCCUCUCUGUCUCUACUGUGUGGAGCGCUUCUACCGCUACAUCCGGAGCAGUGACCCCGUUACCAUAGUGACCGUCGUCAGGCAUCCUUGUGACGUCAUCGAGUUGCGAAUGCUAAAGAAGAACUUCAGCGCUCGACCCGGACAGUAUAUUGUUCUUAACUGUCCAGGUGUCUCUUCAUUUGAGAACCAUCCCUUCACGCUAACAACGUGUCCCACAGAGAACAAGGAAACCUUUGGCAUCCAUCUGCGAGUCGUGGGAGACUGGACUGAACGGUUCACACAGCUGUUACUUCCUCCUCCAAGGAUAGACUUGGAGAUCCUUCCCAUGGUCCAACAGAGGAGAUACCCCAAGCUUUACGUUGAUGGUCCUUUUGGAAGUCCAUCAGAGGAAGUAUUCAACUACGACGUCAGUCUUUGUGUCGCUGGCGGAAUAGGAGUCACACCAUUCGCCUGUGUGCUGCACGCUCUGCUUGACGGCUGGACGGGUUUCAGGUUGCAGAGGUUGUACUUUGUGUGGGUCUGCAGGGAGCUCCAGUCCUUCUACUGGUUUGCAGAGCUGCUGUGUGCUCUGCAUCACAAGCUUUGGCAGGAGAACAGACCAGACUACUUUAACCUGAAACUGUACGUCAGUCAGACAGAUGGCCUCCUGAGCAUGUCUGAGGAGAAGUACCGGCCACUCUCAUCGAGGCUGCUGGUUGGUCGACCCAAGUGGAAGUUGCUUUUGGAUGAGAUUGGAAAGAGCAAUAAACAUAAGCGAGUCGGGGUUUUCUGUUGUGGACCAAAGGGCAUCUCCAGGACUCUGCACAGACUGUGUAACUCAGCACGAUCCUCUGGAACCACAUUCGAAUUCAACAAGGAGUCGUUCUGCUGAUGGAAAACAUCAGAUGUGGUUCCACACUUCAAGGGCAACCUCAGUGAAAAACAGCUACUUUGGGAUGGAUGGAUGGAUGGAUUUUCAUUCAUUUUGGGACAAAAGUUCUGUAGUUGAUGUAUUAUUUCUGAAUAUCUGUGACUGAUUGUGGUUACUUGAAAUUGUGUACACAUCUAUGAAUCAGUGAGAUGGCAUUUAACUCAAAUACUUGGACUAUAUUUAUAUUUUAUGUGUAUCCCAGUCCGUGGUCUUGAAAGGCUCAGCAGGGCAAACCUCGACAUGCUGCAUGAGGCCCGUUGCUCCCCACAGAUCAGCCUGACCUCCAUCGGCUGCAGCAUCUGAUCCAAUCAUCAUGUGAGAAAAAACGAAGAAACCACCUCCCUGCUUGGAGUCUCCGCUCACGAUGCUCGGUUUUUCUCAAGUCGCUGUUUCAUCUUUUCCCUGAUGCACCCCCUCUGUGGAGUAAAUUUGUUUUCUCAUGCUGGAGUCUGAUGUGCGAAUAAGGUCUGACUCAGACUCGACCACAAAUACAACAAGAGGAUAUUACACCGGAGAGAAUGGAUCUUUCAGUAGACCAGUGCUGAACCGCCACUCUGGGAUAAGACAAAAACCUUCAUACGAACAUUUAGGAGAUAAGCAGAGCCACACGGGCAAAUCAACGGCGAUAACCAAGGGCCAGUUGAGUGUCAGGCAAACUUCCUUUAACCUUUACUUGACUCCAGACGGGCUCACAACCAACCCUCCCAACCAAAUAUGUUAAGUUACAAACCCUUACAGUUGCACUCCAGGAUUCACUUUUGUUUGAUAAAGCCAAAAUAAAUGGAUAUAUUCUGCUGUACAGGGCAUAUAAAUUGAAUGGUUUGGCGUUUUUACGGUGAUAAAAUGUUUGUAUCCAAAAACUACAACUCCCGUACUUUAAGUCUUUGCCAUACUAUAGGAAUACAACCCCACUGGAGCUGUUUGUAUUUAGAAUAAAAUCUCAAUUCCUUUAUUUUACUGCCACUGAAGAGCAAUAUAGAUCCUUUAAUCUGAGAGUGUGCACAGAAAGUUCAUGAAUGUCUUUCAGGUUUUUAAAAGACUGAGAAGAAAACUAGAAACUAGCCGAGAAAAGUGGGCUAAGACUUCAGCUCUCUGCAGAUUGGUUGUUGUUGGGUCUAUGUGUACCACUCGUCGUUUGGCAAAGCUGGGAGACAGAACUGAAUAUUUGAUUGGUCUAUGAGACCUAUCAGAACUGGAGGCAGUUUUCUCUCAAAAGAGAAAAUGAAUGAAACAAAUAAGGACAUAUAAUGGACACUUGAUGCAGUUUUUCUUUUCAUUUUGUUGUUUAAUUCUGUUCAGUGUUCAUAUUUGUGUAACAAAUCCUAUACAAAGAAAACCUACACUACACCUCAAACCAGUAUUUUUUAGUUACAGGUAGUUGUUUUUUCAAUUUAUUUAUGAUUUUUAAAGCUAUUAUGCAGUAUGUCAUAAUGUCAAACUUUUAUAUGGGCUUUGGCAAUUUGUCCACAAAUAUUUUCACAUAUUGUUGCAGUGUAAAGUUCCUGAUAAAAAAGUAAUGAGGAUGCUGGUGCAAUUCUAAAUUAAUACCUAAAUUAGUAACUUUGAUGCUUACAAAACUGGAAACACCAGGAAAAGGAUAGACAUCUUUAUAUUUGUGAUUUUGCAACUGAAGCAACCAUAUUCUCGUAAACUGCAAUUGUAAUUUGAAGUUUAUAAAAUACAUAUACAUUUAAUUGUAUGCCUAUUUUCAGGAUCGUCUUCUUAUUUAAGAACAAGGCAAAAUCUAGAAUAAAGAGAUUUUCUAUUUAUUAUAUCUUGAA
Molecule: messenger RNA, 3732 nt
Organism: Stegastes partitus (bicolor damselfish)
Lineage: Eukaryota; Metazoa; Chordata; Actinopteri; Pomacentridae
Gene: nox4
Product: NADPH oxidase 4
Exons: 18
Coding region: 233-1912 (559 amino acids)
Biological process (GO): defense response; superoxide anion generation
Cellular component (GO): plasma membrane; NADPH oxidase complex
Molecular function (GO): superoxide-generating NAD(P)H oxidase activity
Source: RefSeq, a predicted model, not a curated record